CGGGACAGCUGCCGCCGGCGCGGGGCUCGCCUGGAAUGCGGGCGCCGGCCGCGCGCCGCGACUUUUAUGGAAACUUGGAGCGCCGGAGCCGGCGGCGGCAGCCAAGGGGCGCUCAGCAGCCGCGCCGCGCUCCAGCCCUCGCACCCGCCCGCCGCGAGUGCACCGAGCCGCAGCGGCGGGGCAGGCGCUCCCAGGUAGAAACUGAAAGCAGUCUUGAAUAUACCACGUGAAGAUCACAGUACAAUAACCAUGAAUGACAUUGCACAGAAGACUGAGAUUCUGCUUUCUUCAUCUAAACCCAUCCAAAAAUCCUAUGUGCCCAAGCUUCACAAGGGUGAUGUAAAGGAUAAAUUCGAAGCUAUGCAGAAAGCAAGGGAAGAAAGAAACCAAAGGCGAUCUAAAGAUGAAAAGCAAAGAAGAAAAGAGCAAUAUGUUAGAGAGAGAGAAUGGAACAGGAGAAAGCAGGAGAUGAAAGAACUGCUUGCAUCUGAUGAAGAUGAUGAUGAAAAAUCAUCUAAAAUAGAAAAAGGUUAUGUUCCAAAGCUGAUAGGAACUGUUAAAGGCAAGUUUGCAGAAAUGGAGAAGCAAAGGCAAGAAGAAGAAAGAAAAAGAAUGGAAGAGGAGAGAAAGCGCAGAAUUGAACAGGAUAUGAUUGAGAAAAGGAAAAUUCAAAGAGAAUUGGCAAGAAAAGCACAGGAGAUUGAUGACUUAAACAAUACGGGAACUGAAUCAGGAGCAGAGGAAGGGGAUGAUUCACUGCUAGUUACAGUAGUGCCUGUAAAACCCACCAAAACACCUGGAAAGAUGAAAAUAAACUUUGAGAACACAAGAAAAGAAAGAGCAGAACAAACACAGAGAGAGGAUGAAGAAAAGAAGCUAAAAUAUGAGAAACACAAACAAUCUUUUAAAGAAGCCAAGUGCCUUUCAUUUGUCAUGAGUGAAAACACAGAUAAUGAAACACAGGAGCCUCUUUCUCCUGGUAAGCUGAAAGUAACAUUUGAAGAACUUGAAAGACAAAGACAGGAAAAUCAAAGGCGGCAAGCAGAGGAAGAAGCAAGACAGCGCUUAGAAGAGGAAAAACGUGCCUUUGAAGAAGCUAGGCAGCAAAUGAUAAAUGAAGGUGCUGAUGAAGAAUCUGAAAAUUUCAUUAAGGAAUUCCGUCCUGGUAAACUCAAACUCAGUUUUGAGGAGAUAGAAAGACAGAGGAGAGAAGAAGAAAAGAGGAAAGCAGAAAAAGAAGCAAGGCGACGCAUAGAAGAGGAGAAAAAGGCAUUUGCUGAAGCAAGAAAGAAUAUGCAGGUGCUGGAUGAUGAAUCACCGGAAAUGUUUAAAACAGUUUCUCAAGAAUCUCUCAUACCCGGUAAGCUGGAAAUUAAUUUUGAGGCGUUGCUGAGACAAAAAACGGAGGAAGAGAAGAGACGCACAGAAGAAGAACGUAGACAAAAGUUAGAAAUGGAAAAGCAAGAAUUUCAACAGCUGAGACAGGAAAUGGGAGAGCUAGAAGAAGAGUCUGAAACUUUUGAACUAAGCAAAGAAUAUGAAGAAUUAAUGAAGUUAAAAAGAAGUGGCUCUAUUCAAGCAAAGAACUUAAAAAGCAAGUUUGAAAAAAUAGGACAGUUGUCUCAAGAAGAAAUACAGAAAAAGAUUGAAGAAGAGCGAGCUAAGAGACGAGCAAUGGAUGAAGAAAUAAGAGAAAGGGAAGCAGAAAAAUUUCAGGAGGAUGAUGAAGUAGAUGUGAGACCAGCCAAGAAAUCUGAGGCUCCAUUUACCCAUAAAGUAAACAUGAAGGCCCGUUUUGAGCAAAUGGCAAGAGCCAGAGAAGAGGAAGAACAGAGGAGAAUUGAGGAACAAAAAUUACUACGCAUGCAGUUUGAACAAAAAGAAAUCGAUGCUGCAUUACAGAAGAAAAGGGAAGAGGAAGAAGAGGAGGAAGGAAGCAUUAUUAAUGGUUCCACUUGUGAAGAUGAGGAAGAUCAAGCUCGAUCUGGAGCUCCCUGGUUCAAGAGACCACUAAAAAACACAUCAGUUGUUGAUGGCGAGCCAGUGAGAUUUACCGUUAAAGUUACCGGGGAACCAAAACCCCAAAUCACUUGGUGGUUUGAAGGGGAAAUGUUGCAGGACUCUGAGGACUAUCAGUACAUUGAAAGAGGAGAAACCUAUUGCCUUUAUUUGCCAGAAACCUUCCCAGAAGAUGAAGGGGAAUAUAUGUGUAAAGCAGUCAACAACAGAGGCACAUCUGCUAGCACCUGUAUUCUCACUAUUGAAACUGAUGACUACUAAUGCUCUACUUUAGCUGGAACCUUUCCUCCUCUCAAAUCCUUCUUAUUGCAUCAUCUCUCUCUCUCUCUCUCUCUCUCUGAUGGGGCCAACUAAAGAAAGGAAGGAAAUGCACUGAUAUGUCAUUUCUUGCAUCAGAUAAAAUAAUCUUCAAACAGUGCAAGUGUCAUGAAAUUUAGUAUAAAGGCUGAAAAUAACUCAAUAAAGGAAAAAUCAAUACAGGAAAAAGCAUAAUUAUCAUAGUGCUCCCACAUUUGAAGACCAACUAUUGUGUGAUAGUAUAAAUCUAAAUACACAAUCAGGAAGCUUGUGUAGUAGUAUAAAACUACUGGUGUAUUCUGCAUGAACACUAAAUAUUUGAGCCAUUUUAUUUUAUACCAGAAGCACUGAACUGAAAAAGAAAAUACUUAUUGGUGGAUUAAAAAAAAAAAACCCUCCAAACUAGUAUAUUAUUUCCAAACAAUAAAAGAUUACAUAACUGUG
Molecule: messenger RNA, 2760 nt
Organism: Rhea pennata
Lineage: Eukaryota; Metazoa; Chordata; Aves; Rheiformes; Rheidae
Gene: NEXN
Product: nexilin F-actin binding protein
Exons: 14
Coding region: 250-2280 (676 amino acids)
Biological process (GO): mitochondrial fusion
Source: RefSeq, a predicted model, not a curated record